GGUUUGCUCUCGUGAACCAGAAGUGUUCUGUGAUUGGUCAGAACAAAGCAGCAGCUAAGCGGGUCAGACCAACAUGGAAACGUCGUCUUCUGUUUUUUGCUCCAAUUUAACCACUUAUAUUGACGAGUGGCGGCUGUCGUGAGUCAAGCACUCUCAGCUUUGUAAUAAACCCGUCAUAUAAUCGUGAUUUCAGUCCUCAAUGAGCGCGCGUGUUAGCAGUGUGAGCUAACUCCUGGUUGAGACGCUUAGCUUGUUUACAGCUAAGAGGAGUGAAAGCAGCAUGAACUACCCACCAACCAAGCGGCUGAGAGGGCUUAACCAUGAGGUUCCAAAGUUAGAUGCCUUUGAUGACUCAUUUGGAGAUGAUGGGGACUUCACUCAGGAUGACUUGGAUGAGAUUGAUAUUAUCGCUUCCCAAGCCUUUACUUCGUCAUCUGUCAAUGGUGUUGGGUCUAAGCCAGGAAUGAAUGGAGGAGACCCCGGUUUAGGCUUUGUUCACCAUGGUGGACCCAGUAAAUCGGUGGGCAGAGAUAAUAUGGGUGUGUUCUCUGGCAAUAAGAGAAACACUGAGUUGGCCGGCCAAGCACCGGGUAACAGGCAGCAUCAGAGCAGCACAGGCAAAGAAGACUCUUACAGCCUGGUGGAGGCUGAUCACGCGGGUCUGAAGAGAAAGCUGAAAGAGGUGGAGGAUGAGAUCAUAUUGAAGAGCGGGGAGAUCCGCGUACUGAGGGAUUCUCUUAAGGCAGCUCAGCAGGAGAAAGAAACACAGAGACAGAACCAUGAGGUUUUGGAAAAACAGAGACAAAAGGAGCAGAACGACAAGGAAAAGGAGCUGAACCGGAAGGUUCAAUCUCUGAAGUCUGAGCUGCAAUUCAAAGAUGCAGAGAUCAAUGAGAUGAGGACAAAACUUCACAGUACGGACAAAAUGAAAACUGCUUCACUUCUCAGGAACAGCCCAAAAGUGACCACCACGCACCACGGGAGUGGAAGCAGCUCGUCUUCACCGUCGAGCCACAGUUUCAUCACCAAAGAGACGUUUGGAGCUGAGGUGCCCUCUAGAACAGCUCCGGGUAAAUCUAUUGGCAAGAGACUGAGAGAUGAUAAAAUUGUUUCCAGCAGCAAGUCCUGUGAGAAAGUAGACAUUUCCCGCUCAGACCCGUUUUUGUCCAUCAGACCAGCCAAUCGGCAGCCCAGAGGUAGUGUUUUGCUGGGAUUGAUGCUGCAGCAGCCUCUAUUGCCAAGCAGUCUUUGCCUCUCUCAUCUGCUGUCAACCAACAUGGCCGACAUCAGCUUGUCUCUUGGCAGACAUUUGGUCAGCCCUUGUCUUCACCCUGUUGCCUUACAUCCCCGUGCCAUGGGUGCUGGAGCUUCCAGGUCAGCUCUGAGUCCGGUCCAAAGUCUGGCUGUAACAGGACUGAUGAUGCUGAGUCACAGUCGAGUGCCCACAGGAGCCAGCAGCAGAAACCAGAGGUUGUGUCCCGGAGCUGUGCACUUCCUUCCUUUGUUGGACCUCCACCUGACGCGGUUGUGUCGAACUAUGGACUCCCCCACUGCAGUCGGCUCACGCUCCACCACUGCUGGCUGUAGUUCUGCUGCUGGACUGGAUGGGUCGUACGAUUGUGGUGCAGUGUGUUUUAGUGUGGAAGAGGCUGGUCUGGCCGCUCUGAGGCUCCUCUACCUGCUUCUGGCUCAUAGUGAUGAGGUUGUAGAAUGUGUGUUGACAAAGCGGAACUCCGUGCCAGACAGACACAAGACGGAGACCACCGCUGGAGACCUGAAUCUAAACUCCCAGAAUGCUCUGCUCCAGUCUGUUCUGCAGCUGUGUGACGUUGGUGGCAGCAGCUCCAGGCAGGAGGACCUUGUCUCGUCUGCCUUGAGGAUUCUGUCUGUUCUGCUCAAGCGAACUCCACCAAGACUGAAUGACCGGCUGGUGUGUGUGUUACCGGUGGUGUAUGCAUGUGUGUCAGUAGACGCAAAGCCACGCACAGUUUCCGAGUUUGUGUCUGUUCUCACGGCCAUGUCUGACCACCCGCCUCUGGCUCUGCAGCUCUGCUCUCGACAUGAUCCGUGUGUGUUCUUGAAAUUGUUCCAGUUUGUCAGGAAGAGACGGCCAGAUCAGACUCUGCAGGCAGAGCUAAUUCAACUGGACCUGCAGAUGAUUCAGUUGUUGAGCAGUCUCACUCGGACAUCAGAGAGCUGGAUCAGAGACAGCAGCUGCCAGUGCCACGCCGAGCUGGUUCAGACGGUCGUGAUCGUUUUCCACCGUCAGUGGCUUGACCUUCGAGGUUCAACAGAGUACUCAGGUGGUCACUCUGACGCUGGUCCACUCUGGUGGAAAGCUUCAGCGGUGUCUCUGCUGAGAGAAUGUCUGCUGCUGCUGCACUGGCUGCUCCUGCACCACAGUAGCUUCUCUGACAGCUGUAGAUCACUCCUCCACAUGUAUGAUCAGGUCAUCCCCGCAGUCAGGGACACCCUGAGGAAGAUCCCAGACCUGAGCGAGAGUGAAGAACUUGCGUUGGAAGAAGUCUGCCGCUCAGAGGCAGAUGAUGCAGACGACGCUGAGGAAGAAAUGGACACUGGAUCUGCUUAAAGGACGUGGAUGGAACACCUGUUUAUCAUUGCAGAGAAACUUGGAAAAACUCAAUGAAGUCACCAUACUUACUUCUGUCUACUACUUUGUAGUUUGUUUUUUUUUUGCUCAAUGUUUUUUUAAAAUUCUCCACCGUCUAACCUUCCAUGAACGGAGGACUUGGGCCUGUGUUUCGCACGUGCCAAUGGGCUGAUAUGAAAGAUAAAUAACACGUACAUUGACUCAAUUGUGUCGACGUCUGACGUCCUCAGACACGGGCUGUUUUUUUUGCUCUAGGUUGAUUAAACCAAGACAGCCACAUGGAACAUGAACGAUUUAUUGGUCAGACAUCAGAGAAGAUCACAACAGAACAGACGUGUCAAACAACUCUGCUACAUUUUCAGCGGAGACUAGAAUACCAAAGUCAAAGAAGAACCAGAGCUGGCUUCAUCUUGACGGAUCCUUGAAUCUGUGAAAGGUCAGUGGAUCGUUGAUCAGGCAUUGUCCUGCGAUCUACCCCGAGUUGCACUCGUCUUGUAAAAAAAAAAAUAAAAAAUUAUCAGCAUCUAAAUCGAAGGCACUUUGAGGUUCAAGUAAUCCAGGAUCACUCUCUGGGGUCUGUGGGCUUCUGAAGCGAACAAUACCACGACUUAAUGUCCAAAAUUGCAAACAAGCAGGUCAGGCUUGUGGAUUGGCAG
This is a messenger RNA of Synchiropus splendidus (mandarinfish), 3267 nucleotides long. It is a transcript of the gene atrip, whose product is annotated as ATR interacting protein. The record is from RefSeq and is a predicted model, not a curated record. Gene Ontology annotation, biological process: DNA repair; DNA damage checkpoint signaling. The transcript has 18 exons. Lineage: Eukaryota; Metazoa; Chordata; Actinopteri; Syngnathiformes; Callionymidae. Bases 281 to 2590 code for a protein of 769 amino acids.